Messenger RNA from Procambarus clarkii (red swamp crayfish), 2062 nucleotides. Its product is annotated as alpha-amylase 1. Gene Ontology annotation, molecular function: cation binding; alpha-amylase activity. Lineage: Eukaryota; Metazoa; Arthropoda; Malacostraca; Decapoda; Cambaridae. Gene Ontology annotation, biological process: carbohydrate metabolic process. The record is from RefSeq and is a predicted model, not a curated record.
ACAUCUGAAAGCUAUAAAUAAGAAGACAGGAAGCAGCACACUGCAGUCCUCACUGACUGACCGGUAGUCCAGGUAUGGGAGUGUUGUUGGAGACGGUGUUGGUGGCGGCGGUGGUGGGCUUGGCGCAGGCACAGUGGGACCCCCACUUCUCCAACGGCCAGGCCAUCGUUCAUCUGUUCGAGUGGCGAUGGGCGGACAUCGCUGCUGAGUGUGAGAGGUUCCUCGGUCCCAAAGGCUUCGGCGGCGUCCAGGUGUCGCCGGUGUCGGAGAACAUUGUCGUGUACCAGAAUGAAAAGAGCCGCCCCUGGUGGGAGCGGUAUCAGCCGGUCUCAUACAAGAUCAUUACUCGCUCGGGCGACGAGAGCGCCUUCAAGGACAUGGUCAACCGCUGCAACAACGUCGGGGUCAGGAUUUAUGUGGACUGCGUCUUCAACCAAAUGACGGGGUGGUGGCCCGACGGGACACCCACCACCGGGGGCACCUCCUUUGACUACGGCGCCCAGUCCUACCCCGGGGUCCCGUAUUCUGCCUUUGAUUUCAACGAUGCCAACUGUCACUCUGCCUCCGGCGGCAUUGAAAGCUAUGGAGAUGCAAACCAGGUACGCAACUGUAAACUGGAGGGGAUGAACGACCUCAACCAGGGCUCCGAUUACGUUCGGGGGAUGAUCAAGAACUACCUCAACACCCUCAUCAGCUACGGCGUGGCCGGCUUCCGCGUCGACGCCAGCAAGCACAUGUGGCCGGGAGAUCUGAAGGCGAUCUACGACAGCCUCAACGACCUCAAUGCGGACUACUUCGGCGCUGGUCAACGAGCCUUCAUUUACCAGGAGGUCAUCGAUCUCGGAGGCGAAGCUGUUACGAGCGGAGAGUACACGGGUAACGGCCGCGUCACAGAAUUUAAGUAUGGCAAGUUCCUGGGCGAGGCUUUCCGCGGGAACAACCAGCUAAAGUACCUGGUCAACUUCGGCGAGGGCUGGGGCAUGCUGGACCGCGCCUACUCUCUCGUCUUCAUCGACAACCACGACAACCAGAGAGGCCACGGGGCCGGGGGAGACAUGAUCCUCACCUUCCGCGUCUCUAAGCUCUACAAGAUGGCCACUGCCUUCAUGCUUGCCCUGCCUUAUGGCCUCACCCGCGUCAUGUCGUCUUAUUACUGGGACCAAAACUUUGUUAAUGGCCAAGACCAGAACGACUGGGUGGGUCCCCCGCACGACGGCAACUACAACACCGUCGGCCCCACCAUCAAUGCCGACGACACCUGCGGCAACGGCUGGAUCUGCGAGCACCGCUGGAGGCAGAUCUAUAACAUGGUCGAGUUCCGCAAUGUUGCUCACGGCACUGACAUGAACGACUGGUGGGACAACGACAGCAACCAGAUCGCCUUCUGCAGAGGCAACAAGGGCUUCAUCGCCAUCAACAACGACAGUUGGGACCUCAAACAAACCCUGCAGACCUGUCUGCCCGCCGGCACCUACUGCGACGUCAUCUCCGGCUCCAAGAGCGGAGGGUCAUGCACGGGCAAGUCCGUGACGGUGGGCGGGGACGGCACGGGUUACAUCGAGAUCACCACCGCGGAGGACGAUGGCGUCUUGGCCAUCCACGCUAACUCCAAGCUGUAGUCUGCGUCCACACCACCUUCAGGAGUGAGCUGCUUGUGAAGACACGCCUGCCUCAACACCCCGAAACUCUCAGGUCUCAACACCGGCAGGUCUCAACACCGGCAGGUCUCAACACCGGCAGGUCUCAACACCUGAAGCGCUUCCUGCCCCACAGCUUGAGGGAGGGAGCAAUACGCUGCCCACUGGACCCUGUGAAGCCCAUAGUUCAUCACAAAACCCGCAUACAACUAUGUAAUAUAUUUAACAAAGAAUAAUAACUGGUUAUGCGUGAUGUAGAGCCAACAGCUCACAGUUCACUCUGCUCUUCAAAAAAUCAUUUUAUGUCCGAACGCUGUCAACUGUUAAACAUUUUAUAAUUACGGCUGCGUUAAUUGCAUGUGCCUGAAGACAGUUCUCUGACAAAUAUCAUGCGACAUAAAAUUAUAAGUAAAAUCAUAAAAAUU